Molecule: messenger RNA, 606 nt
Organism: Papilio polytes (common Mormon)
Lineage: Eukaryota; Metazoa; Arthropoda; Insecta; Lepidoptera; Papilionidae
Product: vegetative cell wall protein gp1-like
Exons: 2
Coding region: 106-528 (140 amino acids)
Source: RefSeq, a predicted model, not a curated record
GUGACCCGACGGUGAGCUACGAGUUUGCCGAACACAUUUACCAGGCGGUUCUCAAUACUAAAUAGUUGGUCUUGAAACACAAACGUUACCCGUAUUCUUGACAAAAUGAAGAUCGCGUUUAUUUUAUUGUUCGCCCUUUAUUACACUGAAUGUCGUAAAGUAUAUCCGCCUAUUGACAAAAAUGCGAACCUUGCAUUUAUUAACAUGGAGUCUGGAGGUAUGAGACCUGGUCAACGACCUGCAAAUCCAGCUCCAGCUGUUCCAGCGCCUACACCUGCUAACGUCACUCCUAAACCAACACCUGCACCCGUACCAACUACUAUUAAAGCGGUACCAGCGAAACCUAUUCAGACCACCCAAGCACCGCCUCAAAUUAAACCAGUACCCGUGUAUCCGAGUCCAGCGGGUAAGCCAGUCACUACACCGGGACCCGGCAGUGUUCAACAUCUUAUUAACUUCUACGAUAGUCAGGGUAAAGCCAGUGUUAUACGCCCAUACAGUUACAGUCAAGCUGUUAAACAAGGUUGAAUGUUUCAUAUGUGAUAUUGGAAUACUUACAUGUAUUUAUAUUUUGUAUAAAAUAAAUAUGUACCUAUUAUAUCUUUA